AUGCCUCACAUCGACAUCUUGUUCAACCAGUUGCAGAAGAGAAAAACCGAGCCAGCGCAAGUUAAAACGGCUAUCGAUAAUUUUGAAAAAUAUAUUGUCGAUGUGAGAAAUAAAAUUGACGGCAUAAUAAAUGAAGCCAAAACUAUUUGCACCGAACCCCAAGGCAACAAAAGGAGACGUCGUAAUAAUAGGAGUCACGAUCACCGAGUUGCCGCAUUAGAAGUAUGCGACAAUAUAAUUUCAAUUCAAAGAUUAUUUGGUAGCCGCAUCCCUUUUUCCCCGAACACUUUGGAGAAUACUGUGGUACGUUUCCUGAUGUUGGAAACUACCUGCUUGGCUUAUCCCGAAUUAGAAAAAAAUCGUUUAAAGACAGAGUUGUCUGUUAUUUAUGGACGGAAUGAUUGCCGAGAUUUACAUGGAACUCUGUCUCUUUUGAAAUUUUUUAUACAAAAUAGUUUGGAGGAAACACUAAAAGAAACAAAAAAGCUGUUAGAAAUUAUUGUUACAAUUCCUAUGUCAACAACAGAGGCUGAGCGAAAUUUCUCAACAUUGAAAUAA
Messenger RNA from Acanthoscelides obtectus, 558 nucleotides. The record is from the annotation of a GenBank genome assembly. Lineage: Eukaryota; Metazoa; Arthropoda; Insecta; Coleoptera; Chrysomelidae.